This is a messenger RNA of Aureobasidium namibiae CBS 147.97, 585 nucleotides long. RefSeq lists its product as uncharacterized. Gene Ontology annotation, cellular component: cytoplasm. NCBI's taxonomy places the organism in Eukaryota, Fungi, Ascomycota, Dothideomycetes, Dothideales, Saccotheciaceae. Bases 1 to 585 code for a protein of 194 amino acids. The transcript is spliced from 3 exons. Gene Ontology annotation, biological process: regulation of proteolysis; proteasome-mediated ubiquitin-dependent protein catabolic process. Gene Ontology annotation, molecular function: ubiquitin protein ligase binding. The record is from RefSeq and is a predicted model, not a curated record.
AUGGCCGACAACAACUUCUCGGAUGUGAUCAUCAAGUUCGGCGAUAAGCAAGUCUUCGCCCACAAAGUCAUUCUAGCGCGCGGAUCGUUGUGGUUUGAUAAAGCGCUCUCUGGAAAUUUUAGUGAGGCAAACAAGAAGGUCAUUGAGCUUCACGACGAUGUCGGCAGCGGUGCUGUCAUGACUAUGCUCAAACAUAUCUACGGAUCGAACUACAAAGAGCAAUACUUAGACGAAGAUGAUGAUGCCACUGUCGAAAUGCACCAUGCUGUGUUCAUACUGGGCGACAAAUACGAUAUCAGCUCUUUGAGAGAAGAGGCCGCAGCACGCUUCGAAAAGUUCCUCGCGAAAGAGAGUCGUGACGGCGAGUAUUAUGAUGCAACCAUCCUUACCAUUCAGAAAUUGCUCGGGCCUCAUGCUCCUCAGCUUGCCGAUAAAUCUCUCACAGAGAGAGCGACAUGUUUCGUCUACGGCGACUAUAAGCACCUGCUUUGCAACUACCUUUUCCGUGCCUUGAUGGCCGAGGGAAGCAUGCUACACAAAGAUCUUGCAAUGGAAGUCUUGGAAAUGGUCAGUAACCAACUCUAA